Molecule: messenger RNA, 917 nt
Organism: Tripterygium wilfordii
Lineage: Eukaryota; Viridiplantae; Streptophyta; Magnoliopsida; Celastrales; Celastraceae
Exons: 5
Coding region: 77-775 (232 amino acids)
Source: RefSeq, a predicted model, not a curated record
UUCAAAAUUCCUGCGCCAAAACCAAAUUGAUUAACCAAGCGUAAGUGAAAGAAGUGAAAAGGCAAGUCCGAACGAUAUGGAUUCGAAGCGAACUCCGAUUAGGGUUAUUGGGCAGCGGUCUCUUGCUUCUUCGUUCCUCUUUUGCUCUCCUAAUCUUGUUGCAGAAUCUAAAGAAGAUGUGAACGGUGAGAAGAUUUUGAAGCCAGAUUCCAGUCUAUCCCUCUCUGAUUUCCUGGACAGAAAGCUUCACGGAAAUUCUGCGCUACCCAAAGUAGUUAAGGGAAAGCCGAAGCCUUUUUCAUCCCCAGUGGUAUGCAGGGAUGAUGGUGAAUCCAGCGAUCGACAGAUAGGGGUCAAGAAAGAACUGGAAGGAGAUAAGAAAUGUCUUAUAGAUAAAUUAGUCUUUGAGCAGUUCAAGCAUGCUGGUGCAGAAAAAGGAGAUGAUUGUGAUGGGGACAAUGCGCAGGAGUCGAGAAAGAGAAGCAAUCCCUUCGAAGGUGAAGAUGAUAAACAAAGUAUUCUGAAGGAUGUGAUAAUUCUGGGAGAUGAUCGACAACUCAGGCAAAAAGGAGAGAGACGGAGAGUGACCAGCAGCAAGAAACAAAUACCUUUAGAUAAUCAAUCAUGCAAGAGAAGAACUCUCUAUAAUCACUAUGCAAAUGGAGCUGGCUUUUGGGACUGCGGCAUGGAAGGUGUUGACAGUGAAGAAGUUGGCUUCAACGAAAUAUGGGAAGGAGUGGGCUCUACUACACUGGGAGCUCUAGAGUGGCAUUGAUUUUGACUAUGGAACGUGCAUCCAUUUGCUUUACGGUUAGAUUAAGUUUGUGGCUGUAAUUUGCCUGACACAAAUCAUGCAGUGUAUUAAAUUUAACUUGAAUUUCUAUCUGAAGUGAUUAUGAAAAUUAAUCUCUUCUUGA